AUGUCUCUGUCCAAAUUAAUCGCAUCUCUCUCACUGCUGUGGCUCUGUGCUACGGCUAUACCAGCUGGACCUGGCUAUUGGCCAAAUGGCACAUCAUCAGAAAUCGUUGGAGGCGAAUACAGUGUGGCAUCGUACGGACUCAUCGGCAAUUACGAUGGCACCAACUGGCUGAAUAUGUUCGACGUGCAAGCAAUAGCUGACCCUACACAUGGCUUUGUAGAGUACGUCAACGCGCAGCAAGCUCAACAGCUGGGCCUUCUUCGUACACAAGGAAGCCAAGUCUAUAUGGGAGUGGACACUACCUCUGUACUGGAUCCUAAUGGACCGGGGCGUAAGAGUGUCCGUAUCCAAAGCAAGCGAGCCUACAACCAGGCCCUCAUCAUCGCCGACUUCGCCCAUGUUCCAGGGAGUAACUGUGGCUCCUGGCCAGCAUUCUGGAUGGUCGGGCCCAAUUGGCCCAACCAGGGCGAGAUAGAUAUUUAUGAAGGCGUACACUUAAAUACCUACAACCAAGCCACUCUCCACACCUCGCCCGGCUGCGUACCUUCAGUCGGUCCCGGCGGUGAAACAGGGCGCCGCGUCGUGAAUGCAGACUGUGGCGCAGGUGGCGGUUUCGAUGGCUGCGGCGUCAUGUCCAACAACCCGACCUCCUACGGCACAGCAUUCAACUCCAACGGUGGCGGUGUGUAUAUAUUACUGUGGACAAACUCGGCAAUCAAAGUCUGGUAUUUUGCGUCGAGGGAUGUGCCUGCGAAUAUCAGGAACGGUAGUCCUGAUCCUGGUUCGUGGGGAACACCGACUGCAAAUUUCGGACCGGGAUGUGACUACGGUGCAAAGUUUUUAGAUCUGAGUAUUGUGUUCGAUAUCACGUUUUGUGGUGAUUGGGCGGGUGGUAUUUGGGGCCAGACGAGUUGUGCGCAGGCCAAUCCGAGCUGCAAUGCCUAUGUGGCGAGUCAGCCGCAAUCAUUUGCUGAUAAACACAGAGCUACUGGUUGA
Didymella exigua CBS 183.55 is the source of this 996-nucleotide messenger RNA. RefSeq names its product glycoside hydrolase family 16 protein. Lineage: Eukaryota; Fungi; Ascomycota; Dothideomycetes; Pleosporales; Didymellaceae. Gene Ontology annotation, molecular function: hydrolase activity, hydrolyzing O-glycosyl compounds. Gene Ontology annotation, biological process: glucan catabolic process. The record is from RefSeq and is a predicted model, not a curated record. The transcript is spliced from 5 exons. The coding region runs from base 1 to 996 and encodes 331 amino acids.